AUGUCCGACUCUGCCUCGGACGACACUCCGACCACGCCCGCGGGCCCACCACCCAUGCCGCACCGCUCACUUGCUGUCGAAGUCGUUGAACCGGAUGAGACACCAAUCCGCAUCGUCCGGACGCUGCAAGAGCUGGCCGAGGUCGAGGUCUCGUAUCUGUCCAAGCUGUAUGCGCUGAAGCAUCUGCGCGAGGUUUGUCGCGGCAAAGAGCCGACAGCCGAGCGUGAGGUCAUGAAUGCGCUCGUCCCUCACGACCUCAUCAUGUCUCUUUACGUCAUCCACACACAAGACAAGGUGCUGUUGCCGUCUCCGCUUGAUUUGGCGUCGGCGUCGUCGUACUUUGACAAUCCAGGCGUGACGGCCAACUUGUCGUUCUACGUCCACUAUGUGGCCCAGUGGGAGACGAUCACCGGCGCCAUGCAGGCCGCCAACGCUCGUCCGGCCUUCCGAACCUUCUGCGCGUCGGUCCUCGACGAGCUUCCUGGCCUCGACUUUGGGCGAACGCUGUACAACUUGCUCUACGCCCCGAUUGCACACAUCUUCCACGUCAAGAACAUCAUCGAGACGCUGGUGAAGGAAGUGUGUGGCAAGGGUGCGGCCCAGUCGCCGUCGCCGGACCACAUUGCAAGCUGUGAGCUGUGUUCGGGCUACGCCAAGAUGCGUGCGCUGGUUGCCAAGCUCAACUCCAAGAUGGCCCACGUUAAGGACAAGGCCACCACCGUCGUUCUUCAUUCGAGCUUCUCGUCGGCGACCCAGGCCGUGCUCGCGCCUGAUCUUGCCUCACGCAUCGCCGUCCGCCAGGGCGACGUCUUCCCGCGGCAAGUCUCCAUGAUCACCGGCUCGGCGUCGUAUGCCACUUCGACCUCGACGCUCAUUCUCUUCAACGACGUGGCUGUCCUCGUCAACGGCCCCGGCAAGGAGCAGGUACUCGGCUGCAACCGGUUCUUCUCGGUCGCCAUUGCCGACCACGACCCGACCGCCUUUGUUCUCUUCAUUCCUUCGCCGCCGCACUCGCCGACACUUACCACCGAGCUGACGUUCCGGACGCCGUCGACGGUCGAGGCCAACAAGUGGGUCGAGGCGUUCCAGUCCGAGAUCGAAAAGGCGCUCUCACUGCAUCUCUCGACGCUGGCGCCACCAGAGCCGGACCUGCUAGUCCUCGAGGAUGCUGCACCAUCGACGCCUGUUGCCAACCACGGCUCGCCGCUCGACCGUGUCGGCGUCAUGGCCAAGGCCGCCAAGCGGCGCUCGACCGCCAUCCGGUCGAUGGACCACGAAGCCCGGCAAGAGGCCAGGUUUUACCUCGAGCUCAGGCAGUGGAUCGAGCAGGAACUGGUGGCCGAGUACACCGGUAAGAUCGAGAACCUGGAGAACCAGCUCGCUGACCGGGACGCGGUCAUUGCUGCCAACACCGAGAUCAACGCGGUGCUCGAGGCUGAGAUCACCAAGGUUGUGUCCGAGAAGGAGGCCGAGGAGCAGGCCAAGGCCAUGGCUGCUGAAGCCUCGGCCCAGUCGCAGGACGCGUUUGCUUACCUCGAGCAGCAGUAUGCCGCGCAGGUCUCGUACGCCCAAAAGCUCUCGGAGGAGCUGUUCAAGACCAAGUCCGAGCUAGCCCGCGAGCACGACCGGUUGCUGGCGUCGGAGAAGAAGUUCCGCAAGGUUGACUUUGUGCUUGGCCGGAAGAACGCCGAGCUCGACAAGGUCCGCUCAGAGUCACAGACGCUCCACGAGUCGACCAUCUCUAUGUUCCAGGAAGAGAUCCAAGCACUCAAGCGCUUACUGGCAACCAAGGACGAGGAGCUCGAGCACUACCGCAAGCGCAUUGCCGAGCUCCGCGACGCCUCGGCGCGCCGGCCGCGGACAGCGUCGGCGACCGACGGCACCGAAGGCAAUGACGGGUUCAUGAUGGUCACCUCGGCACAGGGCUUUACUGAAGAGGAGCACUUUGCCGCCAUCGACCAGCUCACCCGCGAUCUCCGCACCGCCUUUGAUGACGAGAUGAAUGCGAUGCGCAACGAGCUGGAGACUCAUCAGGAGCUUGCCAAGACGCUGGCGUACGAGAAGCGCGCGGUCGAGAUGCAGUACCACGCGCUGGCAACCGAGAUGGCCCAGCUCAUGCAGAAGAGCGAGCAGGAAGCAGAGCCCUCCGGCGCAACAGCGCAGCUGGCGGUCAGCGAGCAGCCAGCCCCGACUGACAACCGUUCGCCUGCCCGGCCGCAGAUCCGGCCAGACGAGCUCCGUGCCCAGUCCAAGCUGCUGGCGCUCGAGGCCGAAAUUCGCAAGCUCAAGGGAUCGCUGGCAAGCAAGGACGAUGUCAUCGCCGAGCUUCGGCACGAGAUAGAGAUCGCGUCACACAAGUUUGACAUGCAGCUGCGGGUGACGUCGCGCGAGGUCGACGCACUCAAUUUUGAGAUUCAGUCGUUGCGCGAGUCGACGGCCAACGAAAAGGCUGGCCUCCUCGCGCGAAUCAAGGCGUACGAGAUGCGGCUGGCCGAGACGCGGCGGGCGCGGACGGCGUCCGACUCGGCGGUUGUGACGAUGGGUGACGGGCACAUGCACCGCGCGACGCGAUCAGCCGUCGACAUGGUCCGUGGUGACGGCAUCCCGGGCUCGGCUAGCGAGACCGAGUCUGACAGCGAGUCUGGGCCUGGAAAUGACGUGUUUGACGGGCUCUCGGCCAUGCGGCGGCAGUGCACGCAGUGCAGACAGUUUAGAGACCAGACGGCGUUCGAGUCGGCGCAGUGGCUGCAACCGGUAGCUGGCGUCCGCAUCUGUCGCAGCUGUGGUGGCAACUAAAGCUUCGAACGGA
Messenger RNA from Thecamonas trahens ATCC 50062, 2809 nucleotides. RefSeq lists its product as uncharacterized. Lineage: Eukaryota; Apusomonadida; Apusomonadidae. The transcript is spliced from 2 exons. The coding region runs from base 1 to 2796 and encodes 931 amino acids. The record is from RefSeq and is a predicted model, not a curated record.